CGCCCCUCGUCGCUGCGCUCCCGGAGGAAACGGAAGCAGGCGCGAGCCAUGGAAGGGAACCGGGAUGAGGCUGAAAAAUGUGUGGAGAUCGCCCGGGAGGCGCUGAAUGCCGGCAACCGCGAGAAGGCCCAGCGCUUCCUGCACAAGGCCGAGAAGCUGUACCCGCUGCCCUCGGCCCGCGCACUGUUGGAAAUAAUUAUGAAAAAUGGGAGCACAGCUGGAAAUAGCCCUCAUUGCCGAAAGCCAUCAGGUGGUGGUGAUCAGAGCAAGCCUAACUGCACGAAGGACAGCACGCCUGGCAGUGGUGAGAGCAGCAAAGGCUACACCAAAGACCAAGUAGACGGAGUCCUCAGCAUAAACAAAUGUAAAAAUUACUAUGAAGUACUUGGAGUUACAAAAGAUGCUGGUGAUGAAGAUUUGAAAAAAGCCUACAGAAAACUUGCCUUGAAGUUUCAUCCAGAUAAAAACCAUGCACCUGGAGCAACAGAUGCUUUUAAAAAAAUUGGAAAUGCUUAUGCUGUUUUAAGCAAUCCAGAAAAACGAAAACAGUAUGACCUCACAGGCAGUGAAGAACAAGCCUGUAAUCAUCAAAACAAUGGAAGAUUUAAUUUUCAUAGAGGCUGUGAAGCUGACAUAACUCCAGAAGACUUGUUUAAUAUAUUUUUUGGUGGUGGAUUUCCUUCAGGAAGUGUACAUUCAUUUUCCAAUGGACGAGCUGGUUAUAGCCAUCCACAUCAACAUCGACAUAGUAGACGUGAAAGAGAAGAAAGAGGAGAUGGAGGUUUUUCUGUGUUUAUCCAGCUGAUGCCCAUUAUUGUAUUGAUCCUCGUGUCAUUAUUAAGCCAAUUGAUGAUCUCUAAUCCUCCUUAUUCCUUAUAUCCCAGAUCUGGAUCAGGUCUGACUGUUAAAAUGCGGACAGAAAACUUGGGUGUUGUUUAUUAUGUCAACAAGGACUUUAAAAAUGAAUAUAAAGGAAUGUUAUUGCAAAAAGUGGAAAAGAGUGUGGAAGAAGAUUAUGUGACUAAUAUUCGAAAUAAUUGCUGGAAAGAAAGGCAGCAAAAAACAGAUAUGCAAUAUGCAGCAAAAGUAUACCGUGAUGAUCGACUUAAAAAGAAAGCAGAUGCCUUGAGCAUGGAGAACUGUAAAGAAUUAGAGCGGCUCACCAGUCUUUAUAAGGGAGGAUGAACUGGAAUUCCUGUUUAUACCUUUCCGUGUACUCUUUAUUUAUUUUUUUUUUCUGUAAGUUUAGUUUCAUCAUGAAAGCUGAAGAAAAUCAUUGGAUAUUAAAAACCAAAUUGAUCAGUUGGUUCCUGAAAUCUUGGACAUUGUAUGACCUAAUGGCGCCUUUAAAUAGUAAGAACUGAAAACUAAAGAUAAUAAUUUUAGUUACACUUUUGCAGUUACUUUCAUCCUAAAUGCCGACAUGAUUCUUAAAUAAAGGUGUCUCCAGAAAGAAUACUACCACACCUAUAGUAAUUUCUAGUCUUGCUGGUUCUUCAUUUCUAUCCAUGUCAUAAUAAAUAUUUAUAGAAUGAUAAUUUUGUGUGCAUACAGAUUACUGCAUUUGUAUUUAAAUUUUCUUAGUGUUUGGUCCCAUGAGGUACUUCAGUUUAAGUUAAUGGAACAGAUGUUACACAUAAAUUGCAUUUUCCUUGUGUGUUAAAUAGGUGGGGUUGAAACAAUGAGAUUUUUUUUCAAAAAAAAACACAAGUUUAUGUAAAGUCUUAUAGCAUUAUCAGCUUAGAGGAAAUGAUAUUUUUAAUAAUGCCAUUAUAUUCCAAAAUAUAUACUGAAAUAAAUGAACUGGCUUAGAGUUUCGGUUUGCUGUUUGGUUUUAUGAAUUGCUGAGCCAUGCAUAGAAAAGAAAUCCCUUAAUGAUGGCUUUUUAAAGAAAAUAUGAAGAAAUGGCUAUAAAUAUUAAACUAAAAGGGUCCUUAGUAGUGCAUUCCAAUUAUGUCAUUUAUAAAUCCAGUAACUAAAAAGCCCCAAAACGUUCAUUUAUAUGUCUUUAAAGGCAUAUGAAGGAGAGGAUUCAUCUAAUUUUUUGCCCAUGGAAAUUUGCAGUUUUUUAAUAAUCAUUUAAGCAGAAUCCAAAAGUAAAUGGGUUCUUCUACAAAUAAGUAAUAAGAAAAAAUACUACCGAAAUACAGCUUUGUGCCUUUAACCUAUUGCCAACUCUAAAACUUAUUAAGUAGAUAUGAUACACCUACUUGAUCAGAGCAUGUUCUGUUUGGCCACAUGCAACAGUGAGCAGAAAUACAGCAGCAGGUAAGGUAGACUAGUGACUUCAGCAAGUUAUCCAUAAAAACUUCUGAGCUAAAAUCUUUUCACCAAUGAGUAAUUUAAUUAAUCCUGUAGAGAUAAGCUUUCUGUAAUUAAUCCAUAAAGUGAAUUAGAAGAAAAUCUUAACAGCUGGAAAUUAAAAUUUUGGUGCCUAUAUACUGAAUAUGAAACUAUUUGAUUUCUGUUUUUUUAAUGAUUUUGCUUCACAGCUAGUUGAACACAAUCAUAUCUUUGUCUCUUUUUGAUGGGUGAAAAAAUGAUAGAUUGACUUUCCGAUCUUUUACUUAGACAUCUUUUUCUGAGUGUAGUUGAUUGAUGGCAUAUGUUGAAUAAAAUUUAUCAUCUUCUCUUAAAAAUAUUCUGUUAUAUUACCUUUUCCAGGUGAAUCAUUAAAAAUGCCUUACUGAACCAGUAGGUUAACCUAAAUAACAGAUUGUCCUUGCAAAAAUGGACACUUUAACCACGUUGCUUUUGGAAGUGUGACCUUUUGUUGUGGAGGAAAAAGAUAGCAGCGCUUAAGAGAAAUACAAUUUAAAAUGUUUUCCUUGAGCUUAUAAAGUAACUUUGGUUAACAAGUUCAUAACGUUCUAAUUAGCUUUUUUGCAAGCUCACAUGCAUCAGAAAUUUUACAAAAAUUUGAAUGAAACGAUCUCAUCUUUUUUUUUCUAGUUUUAAAGGGAAAUUCACACUACUGUGGUUGAUAUUUACAUGAACUAAACUGCCCUAAUGAUUUUUCCUCUUAAAUCCUGAUUUUAAAGAGUUGAAGUUAUCAAGUAAAGUUGUGUAUCACAAAGACAUACAUGGCCUAGGCGCAGUAUUAUAUUUCAGUUGCAUUGUUGCAUUCCUUUACAUUUCAUAAGAUGUUAAAGGAGAUGUGUUUGAUAUAAUAAAGUUUUUGGCAAUUUUUGGAAUUGCCUGACAAAUUUAAGUUACAUAAAUUAAAUUUGAAAAUAAUAAAUAUCAUAUUCUGGUGUAAAGGCUCAGUAGGUGACUUAGAAUUUGGGACUCAUUUUACAAUGUAACAAGGCCUUAGAUAGUCUGAGACAUAAGACUUUCAUAUUUACUCCUUUUAUAUAAUAAAAAUCAUAAUAUUUUGCCAUCUGAUUUUUAGUUACAAUUGCUUUGCAAUUUUGUUUGAUCUUUUUAAUUACCACUUCAAACCCAUCCAUCAUUUGAUUUACUUUACUAAUGUCUCUUAUUGAAGUUUUAGGAGUUUGGCAGCAGUUGCUUAUUAUUAUUUUCCAUUUUCAUGUUUUUGUGCAUUCACAUACACAUCCUUACAUACCUGGGGGUAGGUAGGAAAUAGCACCUUCUAUUACUGUUCUUUUGAUUCUUUAGUUCCCAGAUUGGUGUUAGUCAUAGGUAAUAUUUUAUUUUGAUGAAAUAAGACACUGAAUUUUUCAACAGUAUGAAAUUUCAAGUUAUAUUCUCUCUAAUAAUUAAGAAAAAAUAAUAUAUUUUGGGAGCAGACUGUACUGAAUGCCUAAAUAAAUGUGCUUAUUUAUUACAAAGUUGUGGUAGGAAAAAAAAAUGUCCUAAAGGCAUAUGUUUGCCACUGGAUUAAACCCUCCUUUCUGUGUCCGCUCAGGUGUCUACAGAAACAGCAAUGUGGAAUGACAUCCCUUUUCUUGAGUUGCACUACCUAAGUUUAGUUUUUCUUUCUGUUAAAGCUUCUGCCAGGAGCUUUAGUAUGUACUGUAUAGUAUGUACUGUAGACACUAUGACUUGAUUUCUGUUAUGUUGGUCUGUGUAUUUUAAAAUACAGCUGUUACUAACAGGACAUGCUGAUAUUACUUAAUGCAUUCCUAUAUAUUUCGUCAAAACGGUAACUCUCCCACCUGUGUCAAAGCAGUGACCUCUUUCUUGAUAUUGGUCUAGGGACCAACUGAGCCAUCCUUACAGUUAACAAGUAUUAUGAGAAAGUUUCCAGUGGGAGAAAGAGGAGAAUGUGUAAUUUAUUUAGCUUCCCUGUGAAUGCUGAGCUGAGUGCUCACCUGUACUACUUCCUUUACACUGAAUGAAGCAAAGUGAAAGGCAAUUUGUAAUUUUUUUCUUACCUAAAUUGAAAGAACUGAUGAAAACAGAAAAUAAAUGAAAUUCUAAUCUUUGCUUAAAUAGCUGGAAAACCUUGUCUACUGGCUAUAUUGGAGUGUUGCCUAGUUAAAAACCAUGAAGUUCUCUGUAAACCAGUGGGAAAGUCAUCUGGCAGUCAUUUCCAAAUUUUCUUAAAUUCUAAUUUUCACUUAAAAAGAAAAUGGAUAGAAUAAGUCUUUUCAAGAAAUUCGCGCACACCCUUUAAUAGUUUGGCAAACAGACUUCCUUUUUGGUUUCUUUACUAUUGAAUAGAUACUUUCGUAUAAAUGGAAACAUUUUUCCUCAAAACAUUUAAUUCAAAACAUAUUCCUUAUAUUAAGGAUUAUGUAAUCACAAUUUUUGUAAAUUGCCUAUGUGUAACUUUUUUCCUGUUGGUAUGUGAUUCCUUUUCCUUUAAUUUGAUUAUUUGCUGGUGUUGGGGCCAAUAGAUCUGUGAAUAUUUUGUUGAUGUGUCCAUGUAUAAUGUAUAUAUUUAUAUUUUUUCCAGCUAAUACCUCAAAUGUAUGAUUGUUUAAUAUAUGCCACACUAUGUUUGCACAGAGCAGGGCUUCCAUUAGUAGGGAACAUCUUACUUCUAACUUUGAAAUAAAUCCACAGAAUUUGGUUGGUGUGAACUAUUUCCAUUGAUCUUUGUUCAUGUUUUAAUACACACAUUCCUAACAUAAGGCUCUUACCUUAAAUGUAAUUAUAUCUUUCAAUAUCUGGCAAUCUGAAACUAUUAUAGAGGUAAGAAGUAUUUCUUGAAAUGGUUUAAUUUCAAAAGUUAUUUUAAAAAUUGGGUGAUUGCCAAGAUGUCUGAUUAACUGCAUAGCAUAUGACACUUGGCAUGAAUGUGAGCAAGUGUCAUUUACUCCAGCAUGAAAUUCCAAAUAUUUUCAUCCGGCACCUUAUUUCGCCACUUAAGAGCAAGCACCAUUAAAAUAAUAGAGAUCUUUGUUGAAAUUGGAAUACUUUAAAAUAAUUUCAAAAUUAAUUGUUCUUAUUUAGAUGAAUAUGUAGGCAAGAGAAAAACUCAUGUUAAGUUCUUCUGUAAUUCAUUUGUAUGAAGAAAUGCUUCUUACCUGUUUUUGCCUUGAUUUGUGUUUAGAUUUUAGAUUGCUACCUAAGAUUUUUGAUUUAAAGUUUAUGUUCUAAAAAGCUACAGGUAAUUUUCAAGGUGCGGUGGAAUUUUAAUGGAAGCCUUGUAUAACUUAAAAUGAAACUGGUAAAAGAUAUUUGUUGACACUACAUUUAAGAUCAUUCAAUUAGGUUUAAAAUGGAAUGUCUGAUUUGUAAAAUAUUUAAUGUCAAUCAGACACAUAUAAAAUAGGAUUUUCUGUGUGAGAACUCUGUAAAGAAAAUGCAUUUGAUUUUUAAUGAAUGUUCUGAAUGAUUUAUGACAAACUUUUGUCUUUCAAUCUCUGUAGUUUAUCUCAAAAUAUUAAUAAAAAGGUCUGUUCUCACAGUUAAA
Messenger RNA from Ochotona curzoniae (black-lipped pika), 5827 nucleotides. It is a transcript of the gene DNAJB14, whose product is annotated as DnaJ heat shock protein family (Hsp40) member B14. The transcript is spliced from 8 exons. Gene Ontology annotation, cellular component: endoplasmic reticulum membrane. The record is from RefSeq and is a predicted model, not a curated record. Lineage: Eukaryota; Metazoa; Chordata; Mammalia; Lagomorpha; Ochotonidae. Gene Ontology annotation, biological process: cellular response to misfolded protein. The coding region runs from base 49 to 1185 and encodes 378 amino acids. Gene Ontology annotation, molecular function: Hsp70 protein binding.